GACCCGAUCCAAGCCAGAGUCUUAACCACACACCAAACCCUUCUAUUUGCUCUCAUAUCAGAUGGAAACCCUACAUCUGCUCUUCACACUAACUGCAGCUGCCUCUGCAUAUCUUCUCUGGUUCUAUUUACUUUCAAGAAAAUUAACCGGUCCCAAAGUAUGGCCACUUUUCGGAUCUCUUCCGGCUCUCUUCAUGAACCGGAGUAGAAUCCACGAUUGGAUGGCCGGGAACCUCCGCGGAACAGGUGGCGCCGCCACUUACCAGACUAGCACGAUCGCCAUUCCUUUCUUUGCUCUCAAACAAGGGUUUUAUACUGUCACUUGUCACCCGAAAAACAUUGAGCACAUUCUUCGAGCCCGGUUCGAUAAUUACCCUAAAGGUCCUACGUGGCAAACCGCGUUUCAUGAUUUGUUAGGGGAAGGAAUAUUCAACAGUGAUGGUGACACGUGGCUAAUUCAACGCAAGACUGCCGCACUUGAGUUCACGACCCGGACAUUGAGACAAGCCAUGGCUCGCUGGGUUAAUCGGACCAUCAAGAAUCGGUUAUGGAAAAUUUUGGAUAAAGCGGCUAAAGAGAAGGUACACGUGGAUUUACAGGAUUUGUUGCUUCGCUUAACGUUUGAUAACAUUUGCGGACUCACUUUUGGGAAAGAUCCGGAAACUCUCUCACCGGAUCUACCCGAGAAUCCGUUUUCGCUUGCGUUUGACACCGCCACUGAAGCAACUCUUCAACGGCUUCUGUAUCCGGGCUUUUUGUGGCGAUUGGAGAAGUUUUUCGCUUUUGGAUCAGAGAAAAGACUGAGAAAGAGCCUUCAAAUUGUCGAAAAUUACAUGAACGACGCCAUAACAGCGCGUAAAUUAAGCCCGUCAGAUGAUUUGCUGUCACGAUUCAUGAAGAAAACGGACAUUAACGGCAACCACUUCGCGACAUCCGUCCUCCAACGAAUUGCGCUGAACUUUGUCCUAGCUGGACGUGACACCUCAUCGGUUGCUCUCAGCUGGUUCUUUUGGCUUGUCAUGAACAACCCUGAAGUCGAAGAGAAGAUCAUCAAAGAAAUAUCAAGCGUUCUCAGAGAAACACGUGGCAAUGACCAUCAAAAAUGGCUUGAAGAGCCUCUUGUCUUUGAGGAAGCCGAUAGAUUGAUCUUUCUCAAAGCGGCUUUGUCGGAGACACUUCGGCUCUACCCAUCAGUUCCGGAAGAUUUCAAAUAUGUUGUCUCGGACGAUAUUUUGCCAGACGGUACGUAUGUACCGGCCGGUUCAACUGUCACUUAUUCCAUCUACUCUGUUGGGAGAAUGAAGAGUAUAUGGGGUGAGGACUGCAUGGAGUUCAAACCAGAUCGAUGGCUGUCCCCAAAAGGUGACCGGUUUGAACCGCCUAAAGACGGUUAUAAGUUUGUGGCCUUCAAUGCUGGACCUAGGACUUGUUUGGGGAAGGAUUUGGCUUACCUCCAAAUGAAGUCUGUGGCUUCAGCCGUGCUGUUGCGUUACCGGCUGUCGCUGGUUCCCGGUCACCGCGUAGAGCAGAAGAUGUCUCUAACUCUCUUUAUGAAGAAUGGGCUUCGUGUCUACAUGCAUCCUCGUAUCCUUGCAUAGAAUGGCCAUUCCUAUAUAUUUUCAUUCGUCAGGGUUGACAUUCCCAGAGUCAUCACGGCUGGUCGUGCUGUCCUUAAAAUGUUGAUGAAGGCUAUUUUUAUCAUUUAAUGUUAUUUGGUUUCAUAUUUUCUUGUCUGUUGGACUGCCGUUGUAUUUGGUUUAUACAUAUUUACACAGGAAAUUAAGAUUGAAAGUUAUGUAACGUUAAAGUUCCAUUUCAUUGGUUUGGACUUUCAUUUGAUUGUGUGAAUAAAACAUUCAAGUUUAUUCUCGGGA
Molecule: messenger RNA, 1873 nt
Organism: Tripterygium wilfordii
Lineage: Eukaryota; Viridiplantae; Streptophyta; Magnoliopsida; Celastrales; Celastraceae
Product: cytochrome P450 86A1-like
Exons: 1
Coding region: 62-1597 (511 amino acids)
Molecular function (GO): heme binding; monooxygenase activity; oxidoreductase activity, acting on paired donors, with incorporation or reduction of molecular oxygen
Source: RefSeq, a predicted model, not a curated record